AUGCGUACGUUUACUAAUCUCACGCAUCAUUAUGCGCCAAUGGCACGCCUGGAAUCUGCCAUGUUAUUUUCACGGGAACAACAAGUCAAUCGACUGAAACGGCGGAAUAAACCUAAAAGUCGGAGGAUUGAGCAAUCACCAAGGGUAGUAUUUCGAAACAUCACCGCUGCGAAUAAAAUCCUCCACCCUGUUCAAGUGUUUCAUCGUCCUGGCGGGGAAGGGCCCUACAUUGUGGAACUCUACGUUGUAGUCGACGAAAAAUUUGCCAAUAGACCCGGAUACACGCGUCUUGGAAAUUACCAGACCUGGGUGAUUGGUGGUGCCGGGCCGGCCGCCACCGCCGAAAUUGUCGUUAUGCUGCAACUGAUUCUGUGCUUUGUUGUGAGCUCUUUCUCUCACGAUGUUGUACAGAUCGUAACUCGCGUCAACAGUAUCUUCCAGGCUGUAAAUGGAUUGUUUGCUCAAUUCAAUGUUCAGCUCAUCAUAGUGGGUCUAGAGAUUUGGGAAAAAAAUCGUGUGAAUCUUGAGGCAGAAGAGCACUUUUUGAAAACACUUGCCAGUUUCAAGCGUACAGAGGUGAAUGUUCGACACGACUGCUUGUUUGCCCUUCUCGGAGACACUGAUCAAGCUUCAAACACUCGUGGUCGGGCUAACCGGGAGGUCAUGUGCAAACACUCGUCGUGUGUCUCAUUCGUCCGUGAUUCCCAAUACAUGGAGGUAAACGAGACCGCUCGGACCGCGGCCCAUGAGUUGGGUCACAAUUUCGGCCUCCGACACGACACCGAGAAUUGCGAGUGUCAGGGCUGCAUCAUGGCUACCGGCGUUGAAUUUGGAACAGCCACAACGGAAUGGUCCCCCUGCUCUAUCCGCGAUAUGCCCAACUUGCUACACUACGGAAUGGGUGCGUGUCUCCACGACGUUCCAGUACAUUCACACACCAGCCUCUUACCACGACAAACUCGACUGCUCGAGGUCAAUGGACCUAGUGUUAUCCAUACCUACACCGCAAUGAACACUCGCCGAGGUACUCCGGAACUAUUUCAAUCAACCCCCACAUCUCUCAAGAGGUCUCUCUGUGGAAAUGGAAAACUGGAUCCUGGUGAGGAAUGUGACUGCGGAACUGCAGACACCUGUCCAAAGGAAGUGCAAGCGUGCUGCGAUGUGAAGACCUGUAGUCUGCUCGCCGGAGCGGAAUGUGCAACUGGGCCCUGCUGUGACAUCCAGUCAGCCUUUGGAGACCCAUCCCAUACCAUUUGCAAACUCAAACAGAGCGGAUCCGUGUGCCGUGAGGCGGGUAACUCUUGUGACCUUCCUGAGUACUGCGAUGGGGGGUCGGAGUGGUGCCCUGCUGAUGUAUUUAAAACUGACGGUGAAGUCUGCUACACAAAGGAGGGCUAUAAGUCUCACUGCAUCCGUGGUGGAUGCAAUGCGCCGGACGAGUGGUGCCGCGUGCUGUGGGGUCCCACGGGCACGGCGGCGGGGCCGGGCUGCGUCGCCUAUAAUAUGAUGCGGGAUGAUAACCACGCUGUCGACAAGGUUGCCAACUGUGGACGUCUAAGACCCAGAGGCGACGAGCGCUGGCGUGAAAUGGAUCAAUGGCCCUCCAAGGCCUGCAGUGAUUGGCAAUGUGGUCGGCUGUGGUGCACGCAUCGAAACGAGAAGGCGAUGCUGCUCGGUUGGCAGGAGCAGCAACCUCGUAUGGAGCCGCACUCCCAGAGAACAUGCGUGGCGUUGGUGUACGACCCUCCCGAUCCCCUACAGCACUCUGAAACCACCCCCGAGACGGGCUUCUUUGGUCCGGGUUGGGGCGACGCCGCUUCCGUCACUCAAGAUGCCGGUAUGACUCCUGAUGGAACGCCCUGCCAGCGAGGGGUGUGCAACAAUCUAGGGCACUGCCACUGCAAUAUCGGCUACGCUCCGCCAGACUGCACGGAGAGCGGAAACGGGGGCUCGGUCGACAGCGGACCCCCACCGCCAUCGUGGCACGAAUAUGGCUUCAUAUUCGCCAUAUGCUUCAUCGUAUUCGUUCUAUGCCCAGCAUUCCUGCUGUGCAUGUAUUGCUUGCUAUGCCGAUGCCGAAAACGAAGGCUCAUUUUCCCUAAAUCUGGGCCCCUACCACCACCUUCCUCCUAUGGAGAACGGUUCGACUGGGGCGGGUUCUUCAAUUCUAUAUGGCAAUGCUGUCGUGAAUGCAAGCCGUACUUUGAUAACGAUCCUCCGAUAAUCGUCGCGUUUGGACCACCGGAUUCCAAGGAUUUGAUCAAGGUUGGUCACAUUUUCACGACAAGUGGAAACUCCUCGCUGCGAAAUGGUCAUUCUAGGAAGGCGACCACAGCGAAGUUAAACGGCAACGCCUUACACGCGGUCGCGUACCCAGUGGCAACAAAUGAGCCACAUGGUUUCUCACCUGAGACCUUUCGUCGAGAGCUCAUGCAGGAGUUCAGUAAGGGUAGUAAGAAGCCAGGCUUUUUAAGAGAUCUUGAGACUGCAUGGGAAGCGGCAGAGCGCGAGACGGGUACAUCAAAGAACUCGUCUCUGGGUUCGUUGACAUCCGGGUCCGGAUCAGGCGGUGUACGUGUGGAAAUCUCGUCGCCACGCUUGGAAAACACCACUUUCAAGGGCGAGACGCGUUCAUUGGCUUUGGCCGCCCGGAUCCAACAGCAGCAGCGCACCGCCCGCCGUCUGAGACUGGCGGACCCAUCCAUUUCAAAAACAACCGUCCAGGGCUCGCAUCACCCCAUCUCAUCCAUCGGUGGCAUAUCAGCUCGGACUAAGCAAUACCCCACCACCCCCAGCGGACCAGCCAAGCCUGAUAUAUCUGCGCCCACACUUCAGACCUCAACGUACAAGCAUGAUCUAGUGGAGCUUCCUGAAGCUUACUCCACCCUAAAGAAUCCAAAAAAAGGUUAA
Messenger RNA from Echinococcus granulosus, 2910 nucleotides. RefSeq names its product Disintegrin and metalloproteinase domain-containing protein 26A. The record is from RefSeq and is a predicted model, not a curated record. NCBI's taxonomy places the organism in Eukaryota, Metazoa, Platyhelminthes, Cestoda, Cyclophyllidea, Taeniidae. The coding region runs from base 1 to 2910 and encodes 969 amino acids. The transcript has 17 exons. Gene Ontology annotation, biological process: membrane protein ectodomain proteolysis. Gene Ontology annotation, molecular function: metalloendopeptidase activity.